AUGUGCCUCAACAGCAUUCUUUGCUGCUUUGGCAAGAAAGAAAGGCCCCAGUUGGGGCAUAACAGACAGAUCAGUGGUCCAGUUUUAGACUAUACCACAGCGAAUGUUGAAAGAAUGAGGUUAAGAUCAAUCAAUCUUCCACAAGCUCCAGAAGGGACCCCAGUGCGCCGGCAGAGCCUUCCGGCCGACGUCAAGGCCCAAAUCGCCGAGUUUACUCUGCCAGAGGUCAAGGCAACCUCUUCUGCUCCCCAGGCAGCUAACUCGGAAGCGGAGAGCCGCCAGCAAGCUGCUCCUGAGGCUACCACGGCUGCUUCAACCCCUGCCUUGCGACCCAAAUUUUCUUUUGAAUAUAGGGAGGACGAAAUCUGA
Molecule: messenger RNA, 369 nt
Organism: Coccidioides immitis RS
Lineage: Eukaryota; Fungi; Ascomycota; Eurotiomycetes; Onygenales; Onygenaceae
Exons: 4
Coding region: 1-369 (122 amino acids)
Source: RefSeq, a predicted model, not a curated record